Molecule: messenger RNA, 1444 nt
Organism: Drosophila kikkawai
Lineage: Eukaryota; Metazoa; Arthropoda; Insecta; Diptera; Drosophilidae
Gene: Oscillin
Product: glucosamine-6-phosphate isomerase Oscillin
Biological process (GO): N-acetylneuraminate catabolic process; carbohydrate metabolic process; N-acetylglucosamine catabolic process
Cellular component (GO): cytoplasm
Molecular function (GO): identical protein binding; glucosamine-6-phosphate deaminase activity
Source: RefSeq, a predicted model, not a curated record
CAUACGCAGUGGGGGAAGUUCAUUCAACCGAUGCAGAAACCCUGACUGUAAAACCCCGACCCUUGUGAUAACAAAAAGUAUCUCAAGGUUUUCGCUGCGCCUCUGCUGCAUUCUGAGCGUUCGAAAAAGGCUCUUUAUCAGCGGCCAGAGAGUGAAUUCGUAACCACAACCGCAAAACAAACUCAGAACUCGAGUUGCCGCAUAAAUUGCCAGUCGAAUUGAACGAUUAAACAGUCACAGUUCGGAGCUCAGAGCGAAAGAAACACUACCGCAUAUUAAUAAUAAUAAUAAAUAAGCAGCAGCUUGCAUUCUCCAGUGCUUUGUUGAAGCUAAAUCAUGAGGUUGGUGAUAUUGGAGACAAGCGAUUCGGUGGGCAAAUGGGCCGCCAAAUAUGUGAUGAAACGGAUUAAUGACUUCAAGCCAAGCGCCGAUAAAUACUUUGUUUUGGGCCUGCCUACGGGAUCCACUCCGCUGGGAAUGUACAAAGAACUGAUUGAGUUUUACAAACAGGGAAAAGUCUCCUUUCAGUAUGUGAAAACCUUCAACAUGGAUGAAUAUGUGGGCCUGCCCAGGGAUCACCACGAGAGCUAUCACUACUUCAUGUGGCACAACUUCUUCAAGCACAUCGAUAUCGAUCCCAAAAACGUGCACAUUUUGGAUGGCAAUGCCUCCGAUUUGGUGGCCGAGUGCAAUAAGUUCGAGGAUCAGAUCCGGGAGGCUGGAGGCGUGGAGCUCUUCAUCGGCGGCAUUGGACCCGACGGACAUAUUGCCUUCAACGAGCCCGGUUCCUCAUUGGUCUCCAGGACCCGUGUGAAGACCCUGGCGCAAGAUACAUUGGAGGCAAAUGCCCGGUUCUUUGACAACGAUAUGAGCAAGGUGCCCAAGCAGGCGCUCACCGUGGGCGUAGGCACCGUGAUGGACUCCAAGGAAGUGAUGAUUCUCAUUACUGGAGCCCACAAGGCGUUCGCCCUGUACAAGGCCAUUGAGGAGGGUGUGAAUCAUAUGUGGACAGUGAGUGCCUUCCAGCAGCAUGCCAAUACCCUGAUGAUCUGCGAUGAGGACGCCACCUUGGAGCUGAGAGUAAAGACGGUGAAGUACUUCAAGGGCAUCCUCAGGGAUCUAGACGAAGGCUCCCAGCCAGAGGGCUACAUAAACUGAUUUUUGAGUAAGAGCCUGAUGGACGUUCACUCCAAGCUGAUAGAACAACAGCAACCCACGUAACCCGAGGGAAUAAAUACAAUAAGAGAUCUGGCAACGAAUCAGAUAUCCUCAAACUCGCAUUUUACUACUUUCAUUGUUUAUAUAUUUUUAAAAAUAUAUAUGCUCUACUUCAUUAUAGUAUUUCAAAUCAUACACAAAACGAAUUUGAGAAAAUGUUUAAUUUUUACUCUGUAAUUAAAAUAUUUUUGUAACAAAUGUGUUUUAAUAUAUAAAUUGCCUUAAA